UUCGAAUCAAGAAAAAAAAUGAAAAAACUAAUUGUGUUCUGGGGCUCCUGUCGCUUGCUCGAAGUCGAAGGAUUAGAUUUGGGUUUGUGUUUGGUUUUGGGAGAUUAGCUUCAGUUUCAUCAGGAGCAGCACCGAAAAGAUUACAAAUUUUAGCGAAUCAGAGAAAGGAGGAGAGAGCUCAGUGCGGUCAUUUAUACACAUAUACAUGCACAUGGAUGAAGUGAACAACAGAGAACUGACUCUUGUGACUAGAAAACCCUGUUUUGGUUUGCCAACUGCGUGCCCGUCAUGCUUGCCCAUUUACAUUUAUCUAAGAUUUGCGAAAGUUCCCUUUGAUUUGGAUUACAAUCUAAUUCACCCUGAUUCAGAUCAAAUUCCGUAUGUUGAGUCUGGUGUUUAUGUGGCCUAUAACAAUGAGAAGGGUGGAGUUAUUGAGAGCUUAAGAGAAGAUGGUAUUGUUGAUUUGGAUUCUGAAGUCCAUGCUAUUCCAGAAUGGUUAUCAAUGAAGGCAAUGAUCAAUUCAUGGCUUGCAGAUGCAAUAAUGUAUGAACUCUGGGUGGGUUCUGAUGGAAGUUCUGCACAUAAGAUUUAUUAUUCAGAUCUUCCAUGGCCAAUUGGAAAAUUUCUAUAUUUCAAGCAAACUUGCGUUGCAAAGCAACAACUUGGGAUAACAAAAGAAAAUGCUGAACGAAGAGAAGAAGAGAUUUACAGGAGAGCAACUAUUGCUUAUGGAUCCUUGUCAACUAGAUUGGGGGAACAGUCCUUUUUCUUUGAAGACAGGCCAACAAGUUUGGAUGCAAUUUUCCUUGGGCAUGUGCUUUUUACACUUCAAGCAUUACCUGAAACAUCAGUUCUGCGGAGCAAGCUCUUGGAGUAUAAUAAUCUUGUGCAGUAUGCUGAAAAACUUCAGAUGUCAUUCUUAGAAGCUGGUUCCUCCUCUUCUUCUAUCCCACGCGCUCGCUCAGAUCCAUCAUCAUCUGCACCAAAACGAGGUCCCUCAAAUUGGACAGGUUCAAAACCCAAGAGCAAACCUAAGAGGGAAAAGACGGAGGAAGAGAAAACCUUCAGAAGAAGAGCCAAAUACUUCUUAUUAGCACAGCUGGUAGCGGUCUUAGUCUUCUUGUCGCUCGUAAGUGGGUCUGAUGAUACUGAAGUAGAGCUUGACGACGAUGAUGAUAGUCUGAGUUACGAUGAUUAAAACAAACAUUUAUCAAUUGAGUUUAUUUCUUAAAUCCUUCUAGCUUUUCUUGGUUAUGGGCCAAGCCUAAUGAGAUUUCUUUUCCUUCUGCAUGUAAAUUUUGCAAAUUAUGCAUGCACAAAAAUUGAUUGGAUAUUAUUGUGAAAUAGAUCAAACUAUAUUUUGUGGGGGAAUAUCCAGUUUAUUAAAUAAAUGUCUUCUUUUACAUUUUUGGCUA
Messenger RNA from Cornus florida, 1415 nucleotides. RefSeq names its product mitochondrial outer membrane import complex protein METAXIN-like. The transcript has 7 exons. Gene Ontology annotation, cellular component: SAM complex. The record is from RefSeq and is a predicted model, not a curated record. Bases 206 to 1198 code for a protein of 330 amino acids. Gene Ontology annotation, biological process: mitochondrion organization. Lineage: Eukaryota; Viridiplantae; Streptophyta; Magnoliopsida; Cornales; Cornaceae.